Molecule: messenger RNA, 237 nt
Organism: Kwoniella mangroviensis CBS 8507
Lineage: Eukaryota; Fungi; Basidiomycota; Tremellomycetes; Tremellales; Cryptococcaceae
Exons: 4
Coding region: 1-237 (78 amino acids)
Source: RefSeq, a predicted model, not a curated record
AUGGAUCAAUUCCAAUCUACCUUCGAGAAGCUCUGUCCUAUCUGGGUGCCUCCUCCCACAGCUUCCGAUGGAUGUUACUACGAUUCGACUUCUUUCGUAAGAGGUGGCUCAGAUGGUAAUUCACCAGAUUAUCUCGCUACUGUUAAUUGUCUCUACACCACCAGAGGCGGACAGAAGAACGUCGCCUUCGAGAUUGUCCAAUCUCUCGGUGGCGCAAUUGCCAAUGAGGGAAUCUAG